Paramacrobiotus metropolitanus is the source of this 1314-nucleotide messenger RNA. Its product is annotated as serine/arginine repetitive matrix protein 1-like. The transcript is spliced from 5 exons. The record is from RefSeq and is a predicted model, not a curated record. NCBI's taxonomy places the organism in Eukaryota, Metazoa, Tardigrada, Eutardigrada, Parachela, Macrobiotidae. Bases 213 to 1205 code for a protein of 330 amino acids.
UCACUAUUGUACCCAAUACAUCAAAAACUUUUUCUUGAUUUCGUUAAAUCUAGUUGUCUAGCCAUCGACUGAUGCCUGUAUGUGACUGCGUUUGUUAUUCUGUUGAGCCUGCAAAAUAAUUUAGUUUCCGCAAGCGCCAUCAACAUCUGCGGCGUCCCAGGAUCCUGCUACCAAAUUCAAGCGCACCGUCGGGUUUGCCGGAUUCCCCGAAGAUGGUCUCACCUCGUAUUCGUGUGAUCGAUUCGACUGCGAAAACCCCGGACCGGAAAUCAAGUAGCAAACGUGCUGCUCUGCAUUCCCCUCGCGUCCUCCCGAAAAACGUCACACGAAGAGCCCGUGUAGCAACUUUAAUGCACGACCAACCGAGCAGUGGUACGACGGUGGCGCCCAUCACAACCCGUGCCAUGAAGGCUGCACCGCAGAUCCCGGCUGGCCACACUGGCUCUUUAAGACUCCUCGCCGGCUCGUCGUCCAACGCUACCUCUGCUUCGGUUGUGCAAAAAGGGAGGGCGCAGGCGGCUCAACGAACGCGAAAGCCUUCCUGCCAGUUCCAAACAGCACCGUUAGUCUCCAUCAUCCCCCUGGCACCAGCCAUGUACAAGAGCGCUGUCGCGCAGCAGCCUCAGGCAAGCACCAGCGCUUUGCAAGCUUUUUCCCCCAUUAAACGCGCACCAGCAGCGAAGAAGACGGUGCGUACGCGAGUCAUGCCGUCGCCAUCACCUCCGCCGCGGAAACGUCAGACGGCGCCAUGCCGCUUCAAAGCGCCGGAGCACCGGGUCAGCCCGCCGUCGACUGCCUCGCACGCCGUCUCCGCGCCGUCCACAGCCACGAAAUCCUCCCAGACCAUGGACGCCGCUUCAUCGGAGAAGGUUGGCCCGAAGAAGCGCCACAACGGACGGAAGCGCGCACCGCUGCAGCCACGGCAGCGCCGUCCAACUGGAAUCCGCACCGCCGGCGUCCAGAAGAAGAAGAAGAAGGAGCCCGCCACCAAACAGUUGGCCAAAUGGACCAAAUCUUUGCAGAGCACGGACGACGCUGCUCCACAACGGACUGUCACCCGCCAGACGCGCCACAGCGGACGAAAACGGGCGUCCCUGCAGCCACGCGAGCGCCGUCCAACGGGAAUCCGCGCUGCCGCCGUCCAGAAGAAGAAGAAGGAGGAGGCCGCCACCAAACAGUUGGAAAAAUGGACUAACGGCCGCUAAGAACCAGCGGAAAACCAAGAAGGGUGGACGGUUCUACUUUUGUCCUUACUGCCGGGACUGGGAUACGCAGUUUUGGCAGAAAGAUUACGCGGAGACGCACAUGCUGGGU